GAAUCGCGCCUGGCCGCGACGACGCGCCCGGUGCGGUGCGGUGUCGCCGGCGCGCGAGGGAAUCGCACGCGCGUCGUCGGACGCCGAGCCCGACCACGGCGUCGCGUCACGCACCCACCGCCACCGACGCGGCAUACGGCGGUGCCCUGGAGCCCUUUUCUCGUUGAAAUCUCAGGUCUCCGCCCUGUCGCCUUCCCCUGGAUUAAUCUGGCCCGUGCGCUCGGUCGUGCGCCUACCACCGCCUCGCCCCACCUCACCUCAGAGCGGGCUGCGUCAGCCAACCGGAGCCGGACUCGCCCAGAAGACGAAAGCUCCUCUCCUCCGUUCUUCUGGCGGCGAUCUUGGACCACUAGCCCCGAAGAACGACAAGCUCAGAGACGGCUGGAAGAUCCGGCUUCCCUGCUCCGAGACGCAGCCCAGCCCUGUCCCAAGGGAUGCUUUAAUGCUCCGGUCGUACCUAACUCAGAAGGUCAGAAUAUCUUGGCACUCGUCCUGUCAAUCGGUCACAUACCUUCAAGGGCAUUCGCUUUCGCAGUUGCCGUGACCGGAAAAGCACAAAGGAAGUUUCAACCUGAUCUCCUGAGGAUUGUUGCUGCUUCGCCGAGAGGCACCUUGCAGGGAUCAUUGAUUUCCUUCAGGAUCAACUGCUGACCGCAGGCAGGAGGAGGAGGCGCAGCGAAGGGAGGGGAGGUGGUGGUGGGGCUCGUCAUUACGGCCUUUUCCCUAGCAGCACAGCUCACUCCAGCAGCGGCAGCGACAGCAGGGGAAAGCAAAGCAAAGGAGCGGCACGCCAUCACCAUGGCAGAGGAGAAGAAGAAGCAUAAGCACAACAAGCACAAGGAGAAGAAGGACAAGGCCGGCGGCGCGGCUGCGGCGGCGGAGGCGAGCUUCAAGCCGUGCGGCGACGUGAAGGGCAUCCGCUUCGGCGGGCAGUUCAUCGUCAAGUCGUUCACGGUGCGGCGCGCGUCGCCGCUGGAGCUCCUCCGGCUGCUGGACAUCCCGCCGUCGUUCCUGAGCGAGCUGCAGAGCCUGCCGUUCCCGUCCACCACCGCCUACAUGCCCACCAGCUUCACCAUCCUGGCGCACCAGGCGUGGCACACGCUCACGCUCGGCCUCGGCACCAAGAAGUCCAAGGUGGUGCUCUUCGUCUUCGAGUCGGAGGCCAUGAAGGCGGCCGUGGACCAGCUGUGGCCGGCCAUGAUCCCGCUCGGGGACGUCAACAAGAAGCUCAUCCGCGGCCUCACCGGCAGCGAGAUGGCGCGCUUCAAGUUCAGGAAGGGGUGCCUCACCAUCUACGUCUACGCGGUGCGCCGGCUGGGAGCCGCGGGCUUCGUGCGCGCCGACGACCUCAGGAGGAUACUGCAGGCCGUGGUGGAGCUCAAGGACUUCUUGGAUCACACCGCCAUGCUCGCCAUGCCCAGCCAGAGGAGCAUCACCUUGCAGUCCCGGGGCACCGUGGCUCAAUGAUGAUCCUCCGGUCCACCAGGCCACGGGCACGGCCACGAGAGUCCCUUGCUCCAUCCAUUUCUGCAGUGCAGGUACUGUUAUUGGCUCGCAGUUUGCAAAGAAAUAUCUGAUUCUUUUGGGUUCGAUUAGUUUGUUCACUGUCGGUGUUCGCCUCCCCUGCCGGGAGCUGUAUAGAUCUAUAUGUGGAGAAAAAUGUUGAAACAGAUUAAGCAUAGAGAUUUUCCCAAAGGAAAGUCCAGGAUCUUACACUUUUAGUAUACUCCUGCCUCUGAGAUAAAAAUAUUUCAUCAAUGAAGCCAUCUGUUGUGUUCUAUGAGAGGCAUUUUCAUGUAGCAUUGUACAGCACACUCGUUUGCUACAGCCGUGGUACUGUUGUACAGGUUUUGGAAA
This is a messenger RNA of Hordeum vulgare subsp. vulgare (domesticated barley), 1857 nucleotides long. RefSeq lists its product as uncharacterized. Bases 799 to 1467 code for a protein of 222 amino acids. Lineage: Eukaryota; Viridiplantae; Streptophyta; Magnoliopsida; Poales; Poaceae. The record is from RefSeq and is a predicted model, not a curated record. The transcript has 4 exons.